Molecule: messenger RNA, 2760 nt
Organism: Daldinia childiae
Lineage: Eukaryota; Fungi; Ascomycota; Sordariomycetes; Xylariales; Hypoxylaceae
Product: putative microtubule binding protein
Exons: 5
Coding region: 1-2760 (919 amino acids)
Source: RefSeq, a predicted model, not a curated record
AUGCUCGCAAAGCUACUUCCUGGUCAGAAUCGAGAUAUCAAGAUCAAGAAACCCGAUGAUCUUUUCGACGGUGCUAUUUUCUCCGCGCUGCUCGAAAUUCUAGACGAUGAAUACAACCCCUCGAGAUUCCAACAAAGCCUCGCCGCCACGCCGACCGAUAGCGAUAUGACUCAGGGUAGAAAGCGAUACCUCCAUAUCAUCCACUUGGGUCUUAAAGACAUCGCGCGACGACAUGCCCCCAAGAUCGAGCCCCUUAUCGACUUGGUCGAUUUUCAGGCACUAGCUUGGGAACCUACCAAAAUAGACAUGUUCGAGAUUUUGGUCCUCUUCGUAUGUGCUGCUUGCUUACGCGAGGACGACAACAGUCGGUACAUCACAUUAGUUACACAGCUAGACGAGAGGGUGCAACAGGGAAUUUUCCGGAUUAUCAGCGAGAGUAAAACUAAGCUUGACCAGCUCGAGGAGACCGCCGAUGAUGAUACUGAUGCAAACCUCGAUGAUCUUGCGCAAGAAGCCGCCUUGGUGAAUCAGCACCAGAAGCUACAAGAAGAUGUGCAGGAGGCAACAAGACAAGCGAGUCUCUUAAAGGUACGAUUAGACCGUCUUCAGGAUAACUAUGACGAGCUUCUAGAAAAGCAUUCGAAACUUCAAGAAGAAAAUGAGCAUCUACAUAGGCAGAUCGACUCGGAAGUUAGCAACUUCAACAAGCACCAUAUCCAGCGCCAACUAAAAGAGAACGAAUCAAUCAUCGCAAACUUGGAGAACGAGCGGAACUUUUUGGUCGAGGAAAGGGAUCGACUUUUGAAGGAGAGAGCUCGCCUGGAGCAAGUGGCACAGAAAGCAGAGGCACUAGCCGACGAAAACCAAGAGCUCCGCUCUAAGAACGAGGAUCUUUCUAAGAAGGCUAACAUGGCCGACAAUUUGAGGAAGAAGUUAGAGUCGAUGAAGUCGGUAGAGACGGAGCUCAAAACACUGCAUAACGAACGGGUUGACACAGCUAAGCUCCUAGAGCAACUUGAAAUCUCUACGCUAAGGAUAGAGGUCUACAAGAAAGAAGCAGAAAAAUAUGCCGAGCAAUUCCAGAAGUAUGAAGAAGAAGUCGCUAGUUUCGGAGACCAGAAGAUUAUGUACACAUCGGAGAUUAACGAGCUAAGAGGGCGCAUCGAGGGUUUGCAGGCUCGAAGUCAGACGGAUGAGGCUAUCGUUAAAGAUCUGCAGGAGAAGGUAAUGAUGCUCGACCCCACGGCCGCUCCGAGUACCCCCUCGGGGCACGCUCCAACCUCCCUUGAAGACGAGCUGAACGAAUCUGGCAAUGCCGUAUCGAUGAGGAACAUCGAAAUCCAGCGUCUCCAAGCGGAGAAUGCUGUUCUUAGGAGUAGCAUAGGUACAGAAACAGAAAAAGGUCAACUCAUUCAGGAGAUGGAAGAUCUUCGCACCACUCGACAAACCCUGCAGGACAAGUAUAACGAUAUUUUCGAGAAGUAUACCGUUGGUCAACACCAGCUGGAUGCACUUAUCCAGAACAUGGGUAAAGAUGGGUUAGUUCAGGCUCUUCAAGCUUGUUAUAGUCUCUCAUCGAACACAACGUGGCUGAUGUCCAACUACUUCAGAGACGAAGCGUAUUCCAACCUCCGGACGCAGGUCCUCGCCGAGCAGAACCGUUCCAAGCAACUCGAGCGACAGCUAGAAUCUACGAACCAGAAACUUGCCGACAAAGAGCGAGCUCUCUUAGAGUUGCAGGGUGAUUUUAACGCUGUCGAGAAGUCUAGCCAAGAGGCACUCGCAGAGCUUAAGAGAACCGAUGGCAUGCUUGCUAUUUCCCUACGCGCCGAGCUCGAAGCAGAAAGAAAUAAGCACAAGUCGCUAAGAGAAGAGUUCGAAAACCAGCGGUCGCAACUCUUGACGGCAUUCAUCGAGAAAGAUCAGCUGCGACGCGAGGCCGAAGUAGCUAACCGUGAGAUGCAGAGGGCCGCAGACGGGCUCUCCGUUAACACGGAUAGUGCCAAGCAAUCCGAAAAAAUGGAGAAACUGCGGGCACGAUACAAGCAGCUACAACAGGUGAGUUCAUCUGUUUCUACUCCAUCUCUCGCUGGUUCUACCAUCGCCGAUGACGAAGACGAAAAUGGAGACGAAGACGAAGGCGUUACUAGAGUCACAGUCAAGCAUCAGUCCGUUUGGGAUGUUGUUGGCUCCUGGUUCGGGCAGAAAAAGGAAAUUCCCGAAGAUUCUCAAGCGAGACAUGUCGGUCCCUCUAGCAAAGCUCAGUAUGAGCAGUCCGAUGUCAAGAAUCGUGAGUUAGAGCGGACACUGAAGGCUGUCCGUGCUGGAUCGGAAGUCGGUGUCCAGAAGAACGAUCCCCGCUAUACUCGCUGGGAAUACAUCAACUACCUUAGCUUGCUUUCAAGAGACCUUCCGGAUUAUUGGGUCUGUGAAGCAUGUAAUACACUACAUAUUGUCGACGAACGGGACGUGCCUAGUGAACCAGUAAAUUUCACUUGCCCUCUCGGGUUGAACCGCUGGAGGACGGUUGUCUAUAACGACCAGACUAGGAUAGAUAGUCGUUUUCUUACCCUACAUCAUCGGCAUAUUCAGCUCGCUCUGAAGUAUACGCGCAUGAAGGACCCCAAAUAUGAUACUUAUCUCCGAGCACUGCUAAAGCCGUACCAUGUUUCGCAUUUCCCUUCUCGUAUGGAUGCGUUCUGGUCGCCGCUAGAUUCACAUUCUCUUCCUGUUCAAAGCUACGUACUCAGCUUACCCUAA